UUCUCACAAAAUGUAUUCGUGUAUUAAUAUUGAAUUGAUUUUUCCCUAUCCUUGCAUUAGAAUUGGAGUUUUGGGAGUUCUCUGACAGCAAUUUAAACCAAAAUCUCAAAUAUCAUACGAUUGUUAAGAGAAAUUCAGAUGAUUUAGACAUUAAAUUGAAGAAGACUUCGCCCACAAAGAAGCCUAUAAUUAGCGCUAAAUUAGAUUCAAUACAAAAAAAUGUAUCGACAAAACCAACCACUAAUAAGACGGCCGGCGCUGUCGUCGGCGGCAAAGAGACGCCACUAUUGGCUAACAUGACGGUCACGUAUGUGGACGUCGAAAACAAUGAGACAACACUUCCGCCCGGAGCUAACGAAACGUACGAGAAUCACACGUAUUAUAAUUCCCAAUUUUACGCGGAAUCGUCUGGAAUGGCCCAGAAUUUAUGGAUCAAUAUAUCGACGUUUCCGAGACAUCAGUUGGUAUUGCAUGACAUGCUGUCCAAUUCGCACCGCCGCGCGGCCACUGUUUCGCUGCCGUUUGAGUUCCCAUUCUAUGGCCAAACGAUGACCAACAUUACGAUAGCGACCGGCGGUUUCCUGUAUGUGGGCGAUCACGUGCACAGUUGGCUCGCAGCCACUCAAUACAUCGCCGCACUGAUGGCCAACUUUGACACCAGUCUUAGCAACGCGUCGACAAUACAGUACGCGUAUAACGAGACGGCGUUUGUCAUCCAAUGGGAAGACGUUAUGCUUCACGACCGGACACCAGACGGCAACUUCUCCUUUCAGAUUAUUCUUCUAAAGAGCGGUGACAUUAUAUUUGUCUACAAAUCAGUGCCUUUCCCUAUCAAAGACAUACCCGACUCCAAACAUCCCGUCAAAGUUGGCAUUUCUGACGCCUAUAUUAUCGACAGAACUAUAUUUUGUAAGCAUUUUAUUAGCGUUUAUUUGCUAUUCAUUCGUCGAAAGACGAUCUAUGAGUACCACAGAGCAGAUCUCAAAGAUUACGCCAUCAGUAACGAUACGGCCAUCUAUUUCAAGGCAUUGCCGACUUGUGCUUCAUUGCCAACGUGUGAUAAGUGUCUGUCGGCGCAAAUCGGGUUUGACUGCGGGUGGUGUGAUUCGGUCAACCGUUGCUCCGACGGCUACGACCGGCAACGCCAGGAGUGGAUUAUUAAAAACUGCGAGACAGCCAUCAAAGAGGGCUCCGUCUCGUGCGCUACCAAUGUUAGCACAACCGCUUCGCCCAACACUUCCCACCCAUUCAAUACACAGAGCAUCAUAUCUCCAGACCACAGUGAUAUCCAACCAAACCCUCAGUCUCUUCCCGGCUAUAUCAGCGCCGAGGACGCAGACUCGUCCGCUUCAUCGAGCGGUUCCAGCGCUGGCUUAGUGUCUGUUCUGGUAAUCCUGGCCUUCUUCUCGGGGAUUACACUUUGGGUGUUCUACGCCUAUAAGAACCCGCAGUCGUCGUCGGGUCAGAUGCUGAUCCGUUACCGGCCGACGCAAUGGCGUUGGGCCAGCAGUGAGGCCCGAUAUACGGCCGCUUCUAUACAUAUGUAAAACGAAGUUUGCUUAAAAACAGUGAUAUAUUUGUGCUCUCAAUACCCAUACAAAACAAACCCCAAAACAAAUCCCUGAUAUUAAUGUACAGCUCUCUAGAGAUUAUGUGUUAUCUUUUUUAAUGGUUUUUUGCGCUCUUUUAAUGUACUAUUUGUGACAUCUUUUAGGUCUCUUGAAUUGAGACCAACUCUCAGACCCCUUUGUUAUACAUAAUAAGCUUUUUAUGACAUGAGUUUAUAUAUAAUACGAUACUGUUUUAGACAAUCAGUUCUCUGUCGUGCCUUCACUCUUCACUCUUGUAUUUUAUUUUUAUCCGUAUUAUACACUCCUUACAAAUCAAAACUAAAACUGUCUCUAUUUCACGAAUCUAUAAACCAAUCUCUACACCAAAGUGUUUGCAAUUAAUAAUUCUGAGCAACUAUUUUGUAUUAAUUUAUAAUUUUAAUUGUUUUAUGAAAAGCUUUACGAGAAACUCCUUUUUAAACAUACAAUUUUAUCUUUACUUUUUACUCGAAUCCCAUAUUUAUAUUUGUUUUUCUUAAUUGCCUUUAUUUUUGUAGACUUUGUUUUUGAAUUAUUACGAGUUUUUUAUUUUGAGUUUUUUUGUUGUCUUAAACGAAAAGCAAUUUUUUGAAUUCAUUCAAAUCUCACUUCAUAUGCGAUCACAUCACUAGUCAAUCAUGAAUUUUGUACCAAAAGCUGACUUUUUAUUUAAUUAUAAUUCCAGACUUAAAUCCGAACCAUAGGUUUAGAUACGAAUUCCAAUCCUUGACAGCAAAGGGACCAUAAAUUUCCAAAUCCUGUACACUAUUCGCUAUCUAUUUUGAUUGUAUUAUUGAAUUUCGUUUAUAAAUGUCUCCUAAUAUUAGCCAAAAUUGUACUAAUUAUUUGAAUGAGUUUUGAAAUACUUAUUUUCAAAUGUAAUAAUAAACGCGAUUUUUUUUAUCUA
Messenger RNA from Medioppia subpectinata, 2496 nucleotides. The record is from the annotation of a GenBank genome assembly. NCBI's taxonomy places the organism in Eukaryota, Metazoa, Arthropoda, Arachnida, Sarcoptiformes, Oppiidae.